Aptenodytes forsteri (emperor penguin) is the source of this 2695-nucleotide messenger RNA. RefSeq names its product family with sequence similarity 214 member B (gene ATOSB). The record is from RefSeq and is a predicted model, not a curated record. Lineage: Eukaryota; Metazoa; Chordata; Aves; Sphenisciformes; Spheniscidae. The coding region runs from base 757 to 2577 and encodes 606 amino acids. The transcript is spliced from 12 exons.
AUGCAAAGCCCUUUAUGCAAGAGCUGAGGUGAUAAUCCAGAUCUCCUGGCUUUAGUCCAUUUGGGGUGACCCAAGACAGCCAGAACAAGCAACCCCAAGACGACGCUGUGGGUGCUGACAGCCGAGAGCUCCCUUUCCCACCUGCUUCAGCCCUACGCCAAGCUCUCAAAGGUCAGUGCUCGCAGUGAGCUACAGGGCCCUGCCCGCAGCUCUGCGCUCAGCCCGGAACAAGAGGGGAAGGAGCCUGCUCCACCUGCCCCACCUUCGGAGGAUGCUCUGAGGCAUCAAAGCUGUGGUGCCAGUGGAUUAUGACCGCAUGGGAGCUGUGUUGCAUCUGCAAAUCUCCGUCGUGCAUCAAGGGCGAAUCUGAGCAGAGCCACUGUGCAGACUGAAGAGCUGGAGAGGACGGUGCAGAGGUUCAGAGGCACACCGUGAUGGUGGGAGCCAUUCCACGGCAGCCACGCCGCUUCUGGGGGGUGCCUGGCUGGCAGGUGUCUUCAGCUAGUUGUGCCAACGGCCGCCCGCUGCGGGACCCAGAACUUAAUCCGGAGCAAAGCGGGGUUCUGCUGCAGAGGGAUGCUGCGCUGCAGUGCACCCCGUAGCAGAGGGCUCACCCGGAUGUCCUGAGCAAGGCGGGGUCCAGCUCCCACCCCCUGCCCUCGCACCCUGACCUGUGGCACUUUACAGUCCCCCUCCUGCUGCUGCAUGGGCUGUUCUGACUCCAGCUCCGCUCAGAGUCCAGGCAAGUAAGGCUCCAUGCGGCACAUCCACGCGGAGACGUCCCUGCCCCCAGAGCGCGGCACAGACCCCAGCCUGUCCCAGCCCAGUGGAGAGGCGCCCUUGGAGCCUUCCUCGCAGCGCUGCACCCGCCGUGGCAUCCUCAUGGGCUACAACGAGACAGAGAUCAAGCGCCAGAAGGUUUACCAGGUGUCCAUCUUCUCCCAUCUCUCCAGCUCCUCUGAGAGCACGGAGCAGCGGGCAGGCAGCCGGCCAGCUGUCAAGAGGGGUUACCCCGAGCAGCGAACUCCGGAGGGGGGGCGAGAUCCCAAACGAACUCACUGGGGUGGCGGGGGGGUGGACGGCAAGCGCGACGGGGGCCCUGGGCAGGCUUCCCUGGAUGAUGACGAUACCUUCGAGGACGGUCUGCUGGUGGAGGAGCUAUCCCUGUGCGGCUCUGCCCAGCACUUCUCCCACAGCGGGCUGCGGGUGGUGGAGCACCGAUGUGAGGGCAGCCCUAGCCACAGCCCCAAGGCCAGCAGAGAGGACAAGUCGCAGGAUGUCUCCUCCUCCUCCUGGCCCCAGCACAUUGCCUGCAGUACUUUGCACAUGAGAGACGGUUGCCCUGUCUCAUCAGGGGAUCAGCCCACAGACUAUGGGGAGAAUGGGGAACGGGCAAGUGGCCACAACUUGCUUCACCUUGAUUUGCACAAUAUUGCACAAACAGCCCGGCUGGACUCUGGUGGGAGGAGAGAGAAGCCAGGGAGCAACCCAGCUCACAGCAGCAGGGCUAGCGGAGAAGAGGAAUGGCCAGUGGUGGCCAAUGGGUGCAAGGAGCCCCCAGCUCCACAGACAGCGCUCAGCCCUGAGCCCAGCAACCUGAGCUCCCUGGAGAAGACGCCCUGUGGGAGCAGCCAGCUCAGCGGCAGCAGCUGCCCGGCCAAAAGAAAGCUGCUGCCUGCUGGUGAGGUUGUGGCCGACUCCUGCUCUGAGGACGAGAGCCUGUCCCCGCCGGCAAGGAAGAGGGUCCUGCCAUGCCAUGCGGUGCCCACGGCCUGCCGCAGCACUGAUGCCAAGGGGGCCCCAUUCUGGAAUCACCUGCUUCCCACAGCCAAGAGCUCUGCAGAUUGCACUGUGGUCGGGAGGAGGCUGAAGAGCGGGCUGCGCCUCAAAUCGCGACAUCUCCGGAGCAGCCUCCGGAGGGGUACCAGGUCCUCCGCAGUGCCCUGGGCCACCACCACCGUCAGCCACGCUCUGCUGGGCAACUUUGAGGAGUCCAUCCUAAAAGGGCGCUUUGCACCAUCGGGGAGGAUCGAGGGGUUCACGGCAGAGAUCGGUGCCAGCGGCUCCUACUGCCCCCAGCACGCCACCCUGCCUGUUGACGUCACCUACUUCGACAUCUCCGAACACAGCGCGCCCUCGCCUUUCCUGGGAGUGAUUGACUUGGAGGCCUUGGGAAAGAAGGGUUACAGUGUCCCCAAAGCUGGAACCAUCCAAGUGACCUUAUUUAACCCCAACAAGACUGUGGUGAAGAUGUUCUUGGUGACGUACGACUUCCAGGACAUGCCGGCCAACCACAUGACCUUCCUACGCCACCGCAUCUUCCUGGUGCCCGUGGGGGAGGAGGAAGGGGCCACGGCGGCCCCCAGCGACCCACCGGGCUCCGGCCCACCUCGCAGGGUCCUCUGCUACCUGAUGCACCUAAGGUUUCACAGCUCCAAGUCGGGGAAGGUCUACCUUCACGACGACAUCCGGCUGCUUUUCUCCCGCAAGUCGAUCGAGGUCGACUCGGGGAUCCCCUACGAACUGAAAUCCUUCACGGAGAUGCCGAGGAACCCCUGCUAUUCACCCCGGGCCUGACCUUCUCCAUCCCCCAGGGCUACCAGGGAGCCUCCCACCCAACACUUUGGGGAGAGAUGAGUAAAGGGCCAGCAAGCAAGCACUGCCUUGAAGUAUCGCCCUCCCCGUGCGCCCCCAU